This is a messenger RNA of Diabrotica balteata, 1032 nucleotides long. Lineage: Eukaryota; Metazoa; Arthropoda; Insecta; Coleoptera; Chrysomelidae. The record is from the annotation of a GenBank genome assembly.
AUGCAUCCGCAACAACUCAAUAGUGAACAAACGACACAACUAAAUCAAGAAAUCAACCCUACGCUAGAUGUUCUACAAAGCAUAAAACAAUCUAGGCAAGUAUCAAAACCAAAUAGUUAUUUACAACAAAGAAACACAGCUACAGACAGAAUGGAAGUUAAUGGUCAUACAAGCGAGGAUGAUAAAAUACUGACAGAAAAUGAAUUCAAAAUUAAAAGUAAAAGGAAGAGAUACAGUCCGCAUAAAAGUACAAAUGUUACAAGACAAAAAAUAACAAAACCAUCUCCAACCACAAGCAACAAAUAUAGUGCACUAGAUAAAGUAGAUGAAGAGGAACACUUGCCGCAAGUACCUUUAAAUAAAACUAAUAAGAUCAGUGUAAAGAUUCCACCCUUUAUACUACACGGUGAAAUCCAAAAAGCCCUUGCAGACGAAGGACAUACAGUUACAAAAAUCAUGAAUGUUCAUAACAUGGAAAGCAAGCAACCCAAAAAUCUAUUAUUUAUCGAUCUGAAAAAUAAUGAAAACAACGAAGACAUCUUAUUUCUAACAGGAAUAACAAACUUACUACAUGCUGAACGCUUCGAAGUACCCCAUAAAUACCAUAUAAUACAGUGUAAACGUUGCCAAAACUCCGGUCAUUCAAUAAACCAAUGCACAUUACCGUAUAGAUGUGUUAAAUGUGCUGGAAAUUAUGAUUACCGAAAUUUCGAAAAACGUAAAAAUGAUGGGAAACCAGCAAAAUGUACAUUAUGUGGAGGUGACCAUCCAUCUAAUUAUAAAAAAUGCCAGGCUUAUCUAGAGAUACAAGCUAGAAGAUAUCCACAUAAAAAUGUGAGUGAAAUCAUUGCAAACAAACAACACAAUGAAAACACUCAUCCAAUAACUAAGCGCACAUAUACACCAGUAGUUCAAAAUCAGCAACCUAGCACUAUGCCACAACCAACAACAAACGGCAAUCAACAAGACAGUCAAUUUCACUUUAUCAGAAAAUUAACAGAAAACAAUAGAAAACCAACAACAUACAAUUAA